Molecule: messenger RNA, 854 nt
Organism: Arabidopsis thaliana (thale cress)
Lineage: Eukaryota; Viridiplantae; Streptophyta; Magnoliopsida; Brassicales; Brassicaceae
Product: caleosin-related family protein
Exons: 6
Coding region: 5-547 (180 amino acids)
Molecular function (GO): calcium ion binding
Source: RefSeq, marked reviewed
CAAAAUGUCGACAGAUCACGCAAGAGCAGAUUCGAUUGCUACGGUGGCUGAGAAAGCCCCUGUCACAGCGGAGAGGAGAGUCCGUACUGAUCUCGAUGAUCGUCUCCCUAAACCAUAUGUGCCUCGAGCAAUGGUUGCACCAGACAUGGAAAACGUUAACGGGACAAGAGGACACAAGCACCGGGACAUGUCGGUUCUUCAGCAACACAUUGCUUUCUUUGACCAGGAUGGUGAUGGUAUCAUCUACCCAUCAGAGACAUUUAGAGGAUUUAGAGCACUUGGUUUCAACUUGGUUUCUAGUAUCUUUCUAACAAUCAUUGUGCAUCUUACAAUGAGUUAUGCUACAUUGCCUACUUGGAUGCCUUCUCCUACCUUCCCGAUUUACAUCAAGAACAUCCAUAGAGCCAAACAUGGAAGCGACACUUCAACUUACGACACAGAAGGAAGGUACAUUCCUGCAAAUCUUGAGAACAUGUUUAGUAAGUAUGCCCGUACAGUGCCUGACAAGCUAACUCUGUUACGAGCUGUGGCAAAUGACGGAAGCUAACCGCAACGCAUUCGAUUUCUUUGGCUGGGCAGCGAGUAAAAUGGAGUGGGGAGUACUCUACUUCCUUGCCAAAGACGAGAAUGGUCACUUAUCGAAAGAAGCGGUCAGGAGAUGCUUUGACGGGAGCUUGUUCGACUACUGCGCCAAGGCGAGAGCUUCGACUAAAAAGACUGAAUGAUGGAUGACACACGUACGGGUUUCUUACUCUCUAUGCAGUUAAAUGUCUUAAGUAACCUUUAUCGAGUCUCUUAAUCAAAGCACGCAUUAGAUCAUAUAAAUUCAGAUCGUAAUGUUUUGCUUCUUAAGU